Messenger RNA from Vitis riparia (riverbank grape), 1396 nucleotides. RefSeq names its product probable microtubule-binding protein TANGLED. Gene Ontology annotation, biological process: regulation of phragmoplast microtubule organization. Gene Ontology annotation, molecular function: microtubule binding. The record is from RefSeq and is a predicted model, not a curated record. Lineage: Eukaryota; Viridiplantae; Streptophyta; Magnoliopsida; Vitales; Vitaceae. Bases 125 to 1198 code for a protein of 357 amino acids. The transcript has 4 exons.
AUUUUAGAGAGAGAGAGUGAAUGUUGUGUUGAGAGACUCUUAGAGAGAGAGAGAGAGGGAGGGACACAGAGAGAUCUUUGAGAGACCCACCAUUUGUGACUUGAUUUCCCUGGGAAAAAAGGAAAUGGUUGCAAGAACCCCACCAAAGCAGAAGAAAAUUGCUGCUCCUCUCAAUCCCAUUCUUCUCAGAGAAACUGUUAAGAAGGUGGAUCAAUGCAUGGCUCGAUUACAAGAGCUUCAGUACACAGUAGCAGGUGGAACAAAGGUCAUAUCUGGGAAAAGUCUCAGCCCUCGCAGUACCAGAGGUUAUCUAAAAACUAGUUUCAGAUGCAAGCAAGAGUCUCUCAGGAUCAAGAAUGCAGCUCCAAGAAAAUCUCCAGUGGGAAAAUUUGCAGGAAGUACAGGAGGAGAAUGGCGUCGAAUGUCGCUACCAGCGAUGCUUGUGGGAGAAACCGUCGGUGAAAUUCUACAAGCUAGUCAAUUUGCCAGAGAAAUUGUAGCAGCAACCAAGAAAACCUCCAUGGAUGAUCCAAAAACUCCAGUGACUCAAGGGAGAAAGCAGCGGCCACAACCCGAAAACACUGAACUGAGAGCUAGGAGAAACAGGGAGAAACAAGUUAGACUACAGUCUAUUCGAUCAGAGUCUGAUGCUCCAUCGCUUCAAAGGGCUCGAUCCCGGAUUAAUUUCAAGGUUGUGUCUCCAAAGAAAGGGGAGUUCAACAAAGAAAACUAUCAUCUUUCGGCUAACAGAGUGUCUCCCAGGAAUAGGCCAUGGGCGAGAAAAACUGUGAUGUUUCCCAACCCUUUGUUCCUUCACAAUACAGCUUCACACCAGCAGAAGUUCUGCAGAACAAGAUCUCCAGUGCUGGCAAAAACCCGAGAACUGCCACAUAAAUUCUUGAUCAAGUCCCCACCAUCAGCAUCCAAAUCUCAAGUCAAGAUCAAGAACCUGCCUGUUUCCAUCUCUCCCACAAGAUCAACAACUGCUUUGGGCAAGAAGUCGUCACCCAAGGUAUCGGCUGCAGUGAAGUUCCGCCGGUCAUUUUCACCUUCAAGACUGGCUAACAGACUUGUAUCUCCAUUGAAGAACAGAAAAUGUGUACAGAAGAGCGAUGGGUUGAUGAUGAUGAGUGGAUUGAAGCAGCGCCCAGCUUCUUCUUUGGUGAUGCCAACUCGACUGUCAGUAGAAAGAAUUUAAGAUAUUGUCUCGAUGUCCAUAGUCCAUUACUUUGAAUUCUCAGUAUUGGUGUGAGUUUUCCGGUGAUCCUUUGAUUCUUGUAUUGAUUUUUACUACCUUACUUUAUUGAUUCUUGUACAAGUUUGUGGGGUAUUUCAUCAAUAACGAUUGUGAACACACAAAUUACAGGCUGAAAAAUAAUGAAAGCAUAUAUAUGAA